Messenger RNA from Zonotrichia albicollis (white-throated sparrow), 4369 nucleotides. It is a transcript of the gene TIMM21, whose product is annotated as translocase of inner mitochondrial membrane 21. Gene Ontology annotation, cellular component: TIM23 mitochondrial import inner membrane translocase complex. NCBI's taxonomy places the organism in Eukaryota, Metazoa, Chordata, Aves, Passeriformes, Passerellidae. The record is from RefSeq and is a predicted model, not a curated record. Gene Ontology annotation, biological process: protein import into mitochondrial matrix.
AUUUCCGCCGGGGUAGCGGCCAGCGGCGGCCGCCGGCGGUAAAGGUUCAGGUGGGCUCCUGAGCUGGAGCAGCGGCCAUCGGGGCGGCAGGCUGCCCGGGCACUUCCCCGGCGAGCGGCGCGAACUCUCCGUUCGUGCCCCGGCCUGCCCUGUGCGGGCGGCGGGAGCCAUGCCCGGCGUGCUGCCCCGCACGCUGCCCGCCGCCCUCGGGCGGGGCUGCCUGGGCCGCUGGCUGCUCGCCACUCGCGGCUGGGCGCUCCUGGGGGCCCGCACCCCGUCCUGCUCCUGCUCCUGCCCGGACUGGCGGCACCAGCCCCCGCUGCUGCUCGGCGCCGCCCGGCAGAGCUUCGGGACGCGGGCGGGAGGGCUGAAAGCUGCAAAACAGGGAGGUAAUAGCAAGGAUGUGUCCGUGCAAAGGGCGCUGAACGAGGAAACGCUGGUGUCGGCGGCUCAGAAAGUGAAAGAAGCUGGAAGAGACUUUACCUAUUUUAUUGUGGUGCUUGUUGGAAUUGGUGUUACAGGUGGUUUGUUCUAUGUGAUUUUUAAAGAGCUGUUCUCUUCUUCUAGUCCAAAUAAGAUCUAUGGAGAUGCCUUGGAGAAAUGCAGAUCUCACCCUGAGAUAAUUGCUGUUUUUGGUGACUCUAUCAAAGGUUAUGGAGAGGCAACAAGAAGAGGAAGACGACAGCAUGUCAGUCACAUUGAAUACGUAAAGGAUGGACUGAAACACAUGCGUUUGAAGUUCUAUAUUGAGGGCACUGAAUCAGGGAAACAGGGAACAGUCCAUGUGGAAGUCAAAGAGAAUCUUGAAACAGGAAGAUUUGAGGUUCGCUACAUAUUUGUGGAUGUUGAGACGUAUCCAAGAAGAACCAUUGUCAUAGAGGACAACAGAUAGCCAACGAUCAAAGCUGCUGCCUUACCUCACAUUGGAAAAUGGGGUUGUAGCCAGCCUACAUAUGGAUUGUGUGGUGUUGCCAAUUGUGUCUCGCAGCUUCAGGGCUGUGUCAAGGGAAGUAGCCUCUCAGGGCCUCCACUAAGGACUUUUGAUAAUAACAGAUAUGAGAUUUAAAGUGAAACCAAUGAAAUAUAGCCAAAGAAUCAUGGUAGAUAUUCUUUACAUAGGAAAAUAAUGUCUCCUAAUAAAGUUUAUGCUGGGUAAUACCCCUGCACACCCAAAACCUGAGUUUUCCAAGGUUUUUUCUCUUCCUUGGCUUGGAUUUCUCACUACCAUUGCAAUAAAGAAAGGGUUAGUUUAACUGUAGACAGAACUCUACUGUUUUCAUUUUGGAUACCUUUGUAGGUAAGAAGGUAAAAUGGUAGUGAUGCAAAAGAGAUCUGGGCAUGUAAGGGUAGGAAUGGUGGAGGCACACACCCAUAAAAGCAACUGAAGAUAAAGACUUCAAUAUUGGUGUCUUCUAAAUAAGUUACCAGCAAGCAAAACAUCACUACCAUCUGCUCUUUCCAGUGUUUGCCAUUCUGCUCCACAUGGUUGUAACAAGAUGGGGGUUGGCCAUUUCUCCCAGGCAGCUAGUGACAGGACAAGAGGACAUGGCCUCAAGCUGUGUCAGGAGGGAUUUGGAUUGGACAUUACCUUCAAAAUAUUUUGAAAACCACAAUAUUCCAUUUAAAUUUCUGUCUUUCCCACCUUGCCUGCGUCUACAUGUGAUAAACACACAUGUGGUGUUUAUCAGGGCAUGUCUUUCAUCCAUAAAGUGUUCCACAUUAUUUUCUUUUACUGCCUGCAUCACCUUUCUAGCUAAGAUUUACCAGGAUGCUUGUGUAUAUUUCAUGAAAGGGGGACAUAGCUGCAAAGGACAUCACUUCUGUGUUGUGAAAAAGCUGAGAAUAUGCUUGAUAAAAUGAAGACAAAAGGUAGCAGAGGAAAUCCACCUUUACCUGACCUGAGAUGUGUUAGUGUUCUUAAUUUGAACAAAUGAUAAAUACAAGGCUCAAAUGCUUUCCAAUGCCAGUGGGAGAAAGCUUUUUGGAAUUCUUUUUCUAGAACAUCUCAUCAGUGAAGAAAAAAAAAAAACUUCAUAGCUUGAUUUAUCAACUUUGUACUGGCUAGACACCUAUCACCAGCAAGAUUAUUUAAGCCCCUCAAAACUUCAGGAGUAUUCAGGCUUUGGGAACUCAUAACUUCUUUCCAUUGUCCUCAUGAGGCUGAAGUUCUCCUGGUCUUCAAUGGAGUGGGGUGGCACCCAUGCUUACAAAAUUUUCUUAAAUUCUGUUAUAUACAAACAUAUAUGGAGGUACCUUAAUCAAAAUUAGAUGAAGAGUAGUUGAACAAGACAUCUGGAAUAGAGAACAUUGAUCUCUUGUGCAGUAUCAUCUUUCCUGGUGGUAGUUUGCACUGGAGGGGAACAGCUGCAUUCACUGAGUUUAAACAUGUUUUGUAAUUUUACUUUUUGUAAUUCUGAUGUGUGUUAGCCUCAGUUUUCCUUAUGAAGCUGCCCCUGUUUCACUCAGUCAGUGCACUACCAGCAAGUCGUGCAGAGGUCCUUUUCCAUGGCAGGGAGCUCAGUGUUCCAUCCUCUCACUGGAGGAUAUGAGGCUGGGGGACAGCAAAAUAACUGAAGGGUUCACCUUCAGUUGUCAGUAAACACGAGCAGUAACCAUUUCACUGUUUCCUUUUUAAAGCUCUUGCUUCAUUUUCUCCUGGGAGAGCACAAAAUUUACAGCACGUGCCAGCUACUUUCUCAAGUAAAAAUGUCAUGUUAAUAAAAUGUUGGGAAAAAAAUCACUGCUAGCAAGUCAGAGCCAGAGGAAUUACAUUUUCAUAGAAAUUAAACACAUUUUCCAGAGUUCAGUUUUGAUUGUUGCAGAAUUAGUAAAAAUAUAUGUUCUCAAAACCCCUUUCUCCUUUAGGGAAUUGAAAUAUGUCACUCACCAGUGAAAGGUUGUUUUUCCAGAAACACUGUGUGGCAGACUAUUCAAAACAUGUUUUGGGUAGGUGUACAACUUGGUCUUAACUUUCCCAUCUCUACAUUAAUUUUUGUGGAUAGCAAAACCUGUGUAUGCAGCCAAUGUCCUUAGAGGUGUUUUGUGGGAAUAAUAUUACUCUGUCAUCUGUGUUUUAUUCUAGGUCCUGUGUAUAGUUGCUGUACAGUGACAAAAAGAAAUAUCCCUCCAGGAAAUGAACUCAGUGGAAGCUUAAAAAUAUUAAAAAAAAAGAAAUCAUUACUCUUUCUGUAAGCUUCAAUAAACAGAAUCUCUUGAAAAGAAAAAGUAGUUGUAGACAAGGAAGCAAAGGUGUUGUGCAUGACUGAGUUUAAAAAUAACCUUGAUACCUAAAUAUUUUCUGCACAGAAUUCAAGUUUCAACAACUGAUUUAGGCAGUAGAGUCAUGAUCUUAGAAAUGGUUGCAAACAAAUGCAUGUCUGGUACAAGAAACUUCAACAAACUCAUUUAACAAGCAGAGAAGACUGGAAUGUGAGUAAGACAAUUACUGUAUCACAUGCCACCUGCAGGGAUAAAAAGCCAAAGAAACCGUGCUGGGAGUUUCCACAAUUGCAAUUCACUUUGCUCUCAGUCUCAUUCACACAAUGGAUACUAUCCCCCCUACUACUUGUGGGAUUAUUCCAAUAUGUAUAUUGUCAGCAACCUAGAAUGUUGCAGAUUGUGCCCAAAAAACAUUGAGGACACAUUUUGAGUCCAAGCCUGCUUUUAGGAUUCACUGCAGCUUGUAAACUGACAGAAGUAGGACAGGUAAGCACAGAGACUGGGGAGAAAAUUUCAGGGGAAAAAAGUUUGAAAGAGGAAGCUUAAAGGUGACAGUAAGGGCUGAUAACUGCUCUCUGUAUAUGGGGUUGUGAAGUCUACUUGAAGAUCUGGAAGUUGGCACUGGAAAAACAAAAACUUGAAAGCAAAAAGAUCUUUCCCCCCCUUUUUUGAGAGGGGAAAUUUGCUUAGUCCCUAGAGAGAUGUUCACUUGCUCUGAAUAGGGAAUAAUAGAACUCCAGUAGAAAUUUUCCUUGGGCAUCUGGGAAUGUAUAUUGUUAUUAUAUACAGCGAUUCCAAACAGUGCUAUAAAUAAUUGAGCAGCAGAACUAUUUGAUAGUUUUUCUUAGUAAAUUCUCAGGGGUUUUUAUUCUGUAUGUGUUAUGUAAAAUAAUCUAUAAGUAGGAAUUAUAGAAAAAUGUGAAUUAAUACCAUCCUGUAUUCAAAUUAAGUAUAUUUAUAUUUUAAUGAUAUAUCAUUAAAAGUUGAAAGUAUAGCAAAAAUGUUUCUCAAUUUAAAGGAAACAUAAACAAAAUAGCUUUUUGGACUUCUUCUGGUUGUCCUGGGAGAAAUAUGCUGUAUUUGAUUCCCUUCAUCUCAUAUAGGUUAUUGUGGAACAUUGGUAACUCAACAAAUAAAAAUGUUAAGCACA